Molecule: messenger RNA, 837 nt
Organism: Drepanopeziza brunnea f. sp. 'multigermtubi' MB_m1
Lineage: Eukaryota; Fungi; Ascomycota; Leotiomycetes; Helotiales; Drepanopezizaceae
Source: RefSeq, a predicted model, not a curated record
AUGGCGGACGCAGGAGAGAACUACGAGGAGCUUAUACCCGGGGACACGCCAGUCGAUGUAGAAAUGACGGGCGACGUCCCAGUGGUGGAGAUUGGGGCCGUCGCUGCUGGAGAGGAUGGAAUGCCUUUCCAAGGAGAGCCCGUGGAGGAGGUCGCCGCUCGCACAACUUAUAUCGACUACCUGAGGAGUCCCGUCAUCGGCCUCUUGGUUGGACAAGGCGACGAGCAGGCUCUCCUGACUGCGCAUCAAGCUCUCUUGGUCCGCAGCCCAUGGUUCGCCGACGCGUGCGCCAAAUUCAGCGACGACGUCUCUGAACGCCGAAUUGACCUCGUCGACGAAGAGCUAGAUGCCGUCGGAUGCUUCCUCGAGUUUCUCUACACCGGCGACUACUUCCCCCGCAAGAUUGCCGGCACGCGCGACCUCGAGCGCGAUUCCACGGCCCCGGACGUCGACGAGACGGGGGACCAGCUCCUCAAGCACGCCCGCGUGUACACGCUCGCCGACAUGCUCAACCUCCCGGUCUUGAAGUCCCUCGCCUCGUCCAAGAUCCACUGCGUCAACUCGACCGCCAAGGGCGAGAUCGUGUAUGCCAGAUACGUCUAUGCUCACACCCAGAAGGACGACACCGCGAUCCGCUCGCCUGUCGCCAACUUCUGGGCCACCCGCUCGCAUACCUUGCGCUCCGAGGCCGAGGACGAGUUCCGCUCGAUGUGCUUGGAGUUUCCGCAAUUCGGAUACGACGUUCUCACCCGCGUCCUCGACGAGAAGCUCAAGCGCGAGAAGCAGGACAGAAUGCACCCCACCCCAGGCAGCUCCCGCAAGCGUCACCGCGGGUAG